Molecule: messenger RNA, 579 nt
Organism: Plectropomus leopardus (leopard coralgrouper)
Lineage: Eukaryota; Metazoa; Chordata; Actinopteri; Perciformes; Serranidae
Product: visinin-like
Molecular function (GO): calcium ion binding
Source: RefSeq, a predicted model, not a curated record
AUGGGUAACAGCAAGAGCGGUGCCGUGUCCAAGGAGAUCCUGGAGGACCUGAAACUCAACACCAAGUUCUCAGAGACUGAGAUUUCCCAGUGGUAUGAAAAUUUCAAGAGGCAGUGUCCAACAGGGCGCAUCUCAAAAGAGGAGUUUCAGUCCAUCUACAGCAAGUUCUUCCCAGAAAGUGACGCCCAAACAUAUGCCCAGCAUGUCUUCCGCUCCUUCGACACAAACGACGAUGGCACACUGGACUUCAAGGAGUACAUCAUCGCUCUCCACAUGACGUCAACAGGGAAGACCACCAGGAAACUGGAGUGGGCCUUCUCGCUGUUUGACGUGGACAAGAAUGGAUACAUCACCAAGUCAGAGGUCAAGGAAAUCUGCACGGCCAUUUUCAAGCUGAUUCCUAAGGAUGAGCUGGCUGACCUAGCUGAUGAUGAAAACACAGCUGAGAAGAGGGCAGAUAAACUCUGGGCCUUCUUUGACAAGGGUGACAAUGACCGAGUGGCAGAAGGAGAGUUUAUCCAGGGAGUGGUGGACAAUGAUGAAGCCCUUCGUUUGAUUCAGUAUACGCCUGGGAAGUAA